AAAAAAUACAGUCAACACAUUUAAAUAAGACCGCCCUCUGGUGGUGGUCGCAUGUGUUUAAAUUCAACGGGAACCAGAAGUCCUCCAUCUUACGCGAAGGAAAGAGGAGAAAACUCAACGCCAAGUCGGAACUGAAUUAUGAGGCUUUAGUUUCCACACGGGAAGUUAAUAAUGAUGUACGAUUCUACACAGAUGAACUGAGAGGGGAGACUGAAAACGUUGAAGUGGAAGGAUGUACUUGGGUAUAUCUAUCAGCUGCUGCAUGUUCUGUCUGCACACUUAAACCUUUGAACUUUAGUGCAGCCAGCCAAGCUCCUGCCCGGGCGCUGUGUUUGAAGAUGGCUGCGGCUCAAUCGUGCCCUGAGUGCGGCUCCUCCAAUAUCAUCGAUGAUUCGCACCACUCGCAGGCCCAGCUAGUGUGUGUGGACUGCGGCUCCGUGGUGAGUGAGGGACUGCUCACAACCACACUGUCCGAGGAGCAGUAUCACAUGACCAGUCACAGCAGUCAGCACUCGAGAUACUCUGAGAGAUCAGUCCUCGGCAAGCAGCUCUACCGCAACCAGAACAGAAGCGAGAGCGGAGCAUACUCUGAGAAAACAGACAAGGAGCCCUGCCGCAACCAGAUCAGAGGUCUGCAGCGUGUGAGCACUCUGUGUCACAUCCUGAGGUUCCCCCCAGGCGUGGAGGACUCCUCUCGGAGCCUAUUCGAGCGCGCUUACCGCCACCCUGCCUUCCUGGGCGUGUCGCUGGAGCGCAAGGAGGUGCUGGCGGGCUGCUGUGUGUUGCUGGUGGGCCGGCAGUACAGCUGGCCUGUCACCAUGGGAACCAUUAGCUCGCUGCUGCAGGCAAACCCAGGGCUGAUGGUGGGAGUCUACCUAGAGCUGGUGGAGAAGCUGGGAGUGGAGGCCCCGCCCACCACAAUCACUCAGCUCGUCAGGAGCCACUGCAGCAGUUUCCAGCUCUCCACAGCCUCUGUCCCGGACCAGUUCAGCGAAUGCCUUUCCAAGUUGGUGGACCGUGCUUCCAACCUGGUUGAACUGGCCGGAGAGGCCUGGAUAGUGACAGGCCGGCACCCCGUCCCGAUCCUGACUGCUGCAGUCUACUUGUCCUGGCUCUCUCUCCGGCCAGUGGCCCCUCGCCUUGCCACCUCCCUCUCUAGAUUUUGUAAGCUGGCCGGAGUCCCCCUGCCCCUUCCAGCCCACAAGCGCCUGGCAGAGCUCCAGGACGCCCUCUGCAAGCUGGGCAAGGAACUGCCGUGGCUGCGCGGGGUCAAACUCGAUCGUAAGGUGGUGGCCAAGCACGCUGGGGAUAUCCUGAAACACAGGGCUGUGUUACUGAGGAGAGCCAUGGAGAGUCAGGGAGGAGAGGAGGUGGAGGACAGUGAGCAAGCCCCACAGCGCACUCUAGGUGUUGCUGAGCAAGCAGUUUGUGUGACUGCGCACAGUGGAGCAUCUUUGUCACAAGUGGGCUCUGUGACACAGUGUGCUGGCUGUGAGGAUAAAGAGCUGGAGGGGGCUGCUGCUGCUGCACUGAACACUGGAGGAAAUGAAAAAGGAGGUUGUGCACAGGGAUCUCUUUCUUCACCAGCAGGGGGCAGUGUGGUGCAAUGCAGCAGUGCUGAAGGGAGUGUAAAACCUGCUGCUAUGGUGCCUGUAAAGGGUACCAUAAAUUCCGCGCAGGACCUGGUAGAGACUGAGGGACCUGGAAACUGUGGGACACUACCUUUACUCGCGCGAGGCAAGCGGCGUCGGCCGGUGUUUCUGCCCCCCUGUAUCGUCAAUCCCCCGAAGAGGAGGCAGAGGGACGAGGAGGAAAGCAGAGGCAGGGAGGUGACUGGGGACGAGGAGAUUUCAGACAGUGAGAUCGAGCAGUAUAUCCGCACCCCUGAUGAGAUGAGGCAAUUUGCUGAAACACAGAGCAGACUUGAUGAGUGUCGCGCAGAGGUGUCCAGAGGAACAUGACACAGGAAACGGGGGGGGGGGGGGGGGGUGUACAUUUUGUUCAAGCAAUUGAUUUGUCAUGGAAGAGGUGUUUUAGACAAGUGUGUGGUGCAUGUGUUUUUGGUUGUUAAUUUCUCCUGCACCUGUAUACGUUUUGAAUAAAGACGAACUACUGGUUUCACCAAGCAAUAAUCACAUGGUCACAGAAUCGGUAAAAAGUUUAUUACAUUGAGAGAUUUGGUAACUUUCCAUUAAAACUUAAACUUCUGUUGCAUAUGUAACAGCGACUGUCUUAACCACUGCAAAUGAGCGAGUGUGCAAUUAAUGAAUAUGACUAGAUUAUUUUAUUUUUAUGUGCUUUGUUUUGCUGAUUCAGCCUUUAUUAAACAAUAAAUAUCACUAUCUGAUCUACAAGAUGUACCGGUCAGAUCUUUUGCUACACAAUCAGUUGCUGUAAAACUGUGGUCAAGUAAUAUUAUU
Messenger RNA from Acipenser ruthenus (sterlet), 2420 nucleotides. RefSeq names its product transcription factor IIIB 50 kDa subunit-like. The transcript is spliced from 7 exons. The coding region runs from base 339 to 1961 and encodes 540 amino acids. Lineage: Eukaryota; Metazoa; Chordata; Actinopteri; Acipenseriformes; Acipenseridae. The record is from RefSeq and is a predicted model, not a curated record. Gene Ontology annotation, molecular function: TBP-class protein binding; RNA polymerase II general transcription initiation factor activity. Gene Ontology annotation, biological process: transcription preinitiation complex assembly; transcription initiation at RNA polymerase II promoter. Gene Ontology annotation, cellular component: nucleus; transcription preinitiation complex.